Messenger RNA from Boeremia exigua, 851 nucleotides. RefSeq lists its product as uncharacterized. Bases 1 to 654 code for a protein of 217 amino acids. Lineage: Eukaryota; Fungi; Ascomycota; Dothideomycetes; Pleosporales; Didymellaceae. The transcript has 3 exons. The record is from RefSeq and is a predicted model, not a curated record.
AUGGCUCUGAACAGCACUGAAAGCUUGUCCCCCUCAAAUACCAUGGACCCGCAGAUUGACAGUGAACGCAAGCUGCACCGGGCACAGCAACUCGAUCGCGCCCAGGUCGCACAUCUGGCGGCGCGAAUCAAUGACCUCAUCGAGCAAAACCGCAACCUCGAAGCCCGCAUUGCGUACCUGCGUUCCACGCUGCCUACCGCCCACCAGGCGGCGCCUAAUCCGCCACCACCCAGCGCCAACGCGCUCCAACUCCCCGCCGCCAUCGACUCCCUGAUGGCCGCGCAGGACGUCUACCGUUGCAAAGGCGUGCUGAUGCCAUGGCCAUUUGGCGUGGUGUGCGGCCCACCGCCGUACGAUUCUGGGCCUGUAAUCGACGGCCUGCACGGUCGAGCUGGAGUGGCGCAUCGACUGCGUGCCGGUGUACUGGGAGUAGCGGUCCUCGGGCGCGCUUUGUAUCUAGCACAUGACGGCACGUGGGACUUGCGUGCACCGGACCGAUCUACAAGACACGAACUAGUUACUGCCGCUCCAGCACCCGCUCCUACUCCAGUUCCCUCUCCUGUUGCAGUGUCUACUCAGACUUGGACCCCAGCGCCACCAGUGCCCGUAGGACAUAAUCAGUACAGUCCAGAACGUUACAGAAACAAAGACUGACAGCUCAACGUAAUACAUCUACAACCCUCCCAACGUGUCAGAGCCCCUAGGGUCCCUGCAGCACGCGGAAUCGCCCGAGCUCCAAGAGGUGCAAGAUUCAGUGAAUAGAGCCAUCACGCCGCCAGCGGCAGACAAGCUGAACCCAUACCAAACCCUCACGUCCAGAUCGCAACUACCAGCGGGACCCCACGAAAGCC